Molecule: messenger RNA, 1655 nt
Organism: Capsicum annuum
Lineage: Eukaryota; Viridiplantae; Streptophyta; Magnoliopsida; Solanales; Solanaceae
Product: glutamine synthetase
Exons: 12
Coding region: 303-1373 (356 amino acids)
Cellular component (GO): cytoplasm
Molecular function (GO): glutamine synthetase activity
Source: RefSeq, a predicted model, not a curated record
AUCCUCUAAAUGAUAUUUAAUUUUCAAGAAAUAUUUACUUAAAUAAAAAUAAUUUAUUUAGUAAAUUAUAUAUUAUGUUUAUUGAUUUUUAAUGAUCUAAAUAAGAUACUCCUAUAUUUAUAUAUUUAUGGUAAGGUGACAUUUAUUUUGAGACGAAUUAGGACUAAGUAAAUAAGUGUAAUUUUUAAUAUUCCAACCAACCCUGGAGGUCGGCUAUAUAUUCAGUGCAAAAUUAGUCUGCCAUUCAUCAUCUUCUUAUAGAUAUAUUUGAGAAUUUUUAGAAUUAGAAUUCUAUUUCCAUCAUGUCUCUGCUUUCAGAUCUUAUCAAUCUAAAUCUCUCUGAAACAACUGACAAAAUUAUUGCUGAAUAUAUAUGGAUUGGUGGAUCAGGCAUGGACAUGAGGAGCAAAGCCAGGACUCUCCCUGGUCCAGUUACCGAUCCUUCAAAACUUCCGAAAUGGAACUAUGAUGGUUCCAGCACCGGUCAAGCUCCCGGGGAAGAUAGUGAAGUGAUCCUAUAUCCACAAGCAAUCUUCAGGGAUCCAUUCAGAAGAGGCAACAAUAUCUUGGUCAUGUGUGAUGCCUAUACUCCUGCUGGUGAGCCCAUUCCAACUAACAAGAGGCACGCUGCUGCCAAGAUCUUCAGCCACCCUGAUGUUGUUGCUGAAGAAACCUGGUAUGGCAUUGAGCAAGAAUAUACCUUGUUGCAAAGGGAGGUUAACUGGCCUCUGGGAUGGCCCAUCGGAGGUUUUCCUGGACCACAGGGACCAUACUACUGUGGAACCGGAGCUGACAAGGCCUUUGGGCGUGACAUAGUGGACGCCCACUACAAGGCCUGUCUUUAUGCUGGUAUUAACAUCAGCGGUAUCAAUGGAGAAGUCAUGCCCGGACAGUGGGAAUUCCAAGUUGGACCUGCUGUUGGCAUCUCAUCCGGUGAUGAAGUGUGGGUAGCUCGUUACAUUCUUGAGAGGAUUGCAGAGAUUGCCGGAGUGGUCGUGUCAUUCGACCCCAAGCCUAUUCCGGGCGACUGGAACGGGGCUGGUGCUCACACAAACUACAGCACCAAGUCCAUGAGGGAAGACGGAGGCUAUGAAGUCAUCAAGAAGGCCAUUGAAAAGCUUAGCCUGAAGCACAAAGAGCACAUUGCUGCAUAUGGUGAAGGCAACGAACGUCGUCUCACUGGAAAGCACGAAACAGCCAACAUCAACAGCUUCAAAUGGGGGGUUGCAAACCGUGGUGCAUCAGUCCGUGUUGGAAGGGACACAGAGAAGGCAGGCAAGGGAUACUUCGAGGACAGAAGGCCUGCCUCAAACAUGGACCCCUACGUUGUUACCUCCAUGAUCGCGGAGACCACCAUCCUCGCGAAGCCUUGAAGAUUUUUACUAUUACUUGCUGCUCGAAGGAUCGCUUGUUUCUGGUUUGCACAAUGUGGGAUAGGAGGAAACAUUGAAUUGUCGAACGAACCCUUUCGACUUCAUAUGUGUUAUUUUAGUUAUAUAGGGUAGUCGUCUCUGUCUUUGCCAUUCUUAUUGUUAUUUGCCAGUUGAAGUUGUGUAUUUUCUUACAGCAAGGCCUAUGAUUUGGCAAAUGCUGUUUACAAACAAUGUUAAUUCUUAUUAUUAAUAACAAAAAUAUUGAAAGGGUUUGUGGUUCUA